This is a messenger RNA of Durusdinium trenchii, 1321 nucleotides long. NCBI's taxonomy places the organism in Eukaryota, Dinophyceae, Suessiales, Symbiodiniaceae. The record is from the annotation of a GenBank genome assembly.
CUCCUGGCAUCGCUACGAACGGAGCAAGGACGCUCCUAGGAGCAAAGGGCAUCGCUACGAACAGAGCAUUCUUACUGCUUUGCCUCUUUCCAUGGCACGAAGGCACUGCAGGCACCACUGGUCAUGGACCCCUGCGAGAUCGACUGGGAGGUACCAGAGCUGAGCUUCCGGAACGCCACGCGAGCUUCAAAUCUGCCAAUCCCUUUGGAGCUUCCCCUUCAAGUUCUUGCGGCGUUUGCAGGUUUAAAUAUGCACCUGGUGGUCCUGGCCGAAGAAUUGGCUGUAGCCUGCCCAACUGCCCACAGCCUUGAGCGCUUUGACUUCAUUUGCCAGCAAGUUCGAGGUUCUAUCCGCGAUCUCGUCACGAAGUUCCCCUUGCGUUUGCCUCGUGCAGAAGGGCUUCUUCAAGAAGCAGUGGAGAACUGCAUGAAUAUUGGCCUUGAGAUUCUGCAUCACUUGCUUGGGGGCCUAUGUAUGCAGCUUCCAUCUCCAAACCAAUGUCGUGAAUCAUUGUGGUGCUACAAGCUCUACCAGCGCUUGACCAAAGCAACAGCAGAAGUGGCUGUCUCUUCUCACUUGGUACAAGACCAAUUGGAAGCAUCUGUCCUGUGGCAAUUCGAUGCUCCCAAAGCACCAGCGACGCUUCAUCACCAUAGCCCUCCACUGCCGCAGUUUCCAUCCAAUGCAGAAGGUGAAGUCCGGACCCAGGAUGAUUUGAGGAUAAAGACCCUUAGUGCGUUGCUGCGAGCGAUGGGGCCCCAAGAUCUCCACAUGGUUGAGGUGGGAACGCACCUGGGCCAUGUGGCUGACGGCUUGCUCUCACGCUUUCCACGGUUGCAUUACGUGGGCAUUGAUCCAUAUCCUGGAGAGUAUGAUGGAAGGCCCAUCCUCUUGGGCUCCGGUGACCUUGGAGACAGCGCCAACUUCAAUCGGACCCGCACGAGGCUCUCGCGCUUUGGCUCCAGGGCGCAGCUUUGCCGUUGCACCUCCGGCACCGUGGCGUCGAGUCUUGAACCUUCAGCCUUGACGGAGUUAGAUCUGGUUUUCAUUGAUGGUGCGCACGACUUCGAGUCAGUGGACAUGGACUUGAAGAAGUGGAUUCCUCAAGUGAAACCUGGAGCCGUUGUGGCUGGGCACGAUUACCGAUUGGGUGAGGCAGAGCAUGUCGUGAAAGCCGUUCACAAGCAUUUGCCAAAGGACCGAGCUCUACAAUUGGCUCCAGAUGGAGUUUGGUGGUGGCUGGCAUAGAUGUUGGUUUCAUAACUGGUUUCAUAUAUUUUCUCGCGGAACGCUGUUGAUCGAUUGCGAUGCAAAAAGGAGG